CACCUGAGGGCGUAUGCAGGUCAACCCACCGCUCCUCCGUCACCAUCACUUCCACACUGACAGGAGGCGACGAUGCAGCGAGGCCUGACACACCUGAGCCACUUUUUGCUGUGGCUGCUUUUUGCACAAACAUCUGCGGAUUUGCCGAUGUGCAAAGAGUCAGACUAUCACUUUGAGUACACAGAGUGUGACGUACUCGGGUCUCGAUGGAGAGUGGCAGUUCCAAACAAACCCGACACAUGCACAGGUCUACCAGAUCCAGUGAGAGGCACUCAGUGCACCUUCUCUUGUAGUGAGGGGGAGUUCCUGGCCAUGCAGUCGCAGCAGUGCCAGAAGUGUGCUGCAGGCACCUACUCUCUGGGCACCGGCGUGGCCUUCGAUGAGUGGGACAGCCUACCGACAGGUUUUGUCACCCACGGGGUGACAACAAAUGGCGGGGAUGCCCACACAGACUGCUCCAACUCAACGUGGACACCGUCAGGUGAUUACAUAGCCUCAAACACAGAUGAGUGCACUGCCGUGCUGUCCUAUGCCGUGAGCCUGAAGAAACCUGGAACUGUGUCCUUUGAGUAUUUCUACCCUGACAACAGUGUCUACUUUGAGUUCUUUGUUCAGAACGACCAGUGUCAGUCUACAGACUCUGAAAGCCGGUGGAUGAAGAUCUCAGAGAGCAGCUGGAGUAAAUACAGGGUUGAGCUGAACACUGGCAAUAACGUGCUGUACUGGAGAACCACUGCCUACACUCUGCAGGGCAGCGCCGUCAAACCUGUGCUGUUAAGAAAUGUUGCCAUCUCAGGGGUGGCCUUCACAUCGGAGUGUUUCCAUUGUAAACCUGGCACCUACAGUGCAAAACCAGGAUCCGCCCGCUGUGCCCCCUGCCCUGCUGACACCUACUCCACUAAGGGUGCCACUGUUUGCCAUCAGUGUGAACCAGACAAAUAUGCAGAGGCUGGUUCAGGGAGCUGCAAACCGAGACCCGCUUGUGCAAACAGUGAUUACUUCUACACUCACACUCCCUGUGACUCCGAGGGAAAGACGCAGCUCAUGUACAAGUGGAUUGAACCUAAGAUCUGCAAUGAGACCACUGAAGGAGCGGUGAAGCUUCCUGCGUCAGGGGAGAAGACAACCUGUCCACCGUGUAACCCGGGGUUCUUUGUCACCAACUCCUCCACCUGUGAACCCUGCGCCAACGGUUUCUACUCUAAUGGAACAGCCUGUGCUAAGUGCCCUGUUGGCACAGAGCCGGUGGUGGGCUUCGAGUACAAAUGGUGGAACACCAUGCCGAGCAACAUGAAGAGCUCCGUCUUCACUCGGGAGUUCAGCCACUCCGACCACAGCACAGCAUGGGAGGUGGCUGGAGAGUACAUUUACACCACGCCUGGGGAUCAGGACACAGACUAUCUGAUGCUCAUACUCAACGUCCCUGGAUACAGGCUGCCUCAGUCCCUGGUCAAAGACAGUGAAAGGACUGAACUGUCUUCCAUCACCUUUGUCUUUGAGACCACGUGCACAGCUGACUGCAAAUUGUACUUCCUGGCUGGUUAUAAUCAGUGGAAUAAUAAUGUGGUGGAGCAGUGGAAAGGCAGCAACAGGAAACAGUCGUACUCCUACCUGAUCCAUAGCAACAGCACCGUCAGCUUCACCUGGACGUUUCAGCGAACAGAGACCUUUAACAUGGAGAGGAAAUACAGCCGCGACGUUGCAAAGAUCUACGCCAUCCGCAUCACCAAUGUGGUCGGAGGUGUAGCCUCGCAGUGUCGACGCUGUGCCCUGAGCUCCGCAGAGGCCGGCUCCGCCUGCGUUCCCUGCCCACCGGGACACUACAUGGUCAACGGGACAGGGGUGUGUAAGAGAUGCUCGCCGAACACUUUCAUCAGGGCUGAGCAGCCUGUGGGGGAGGCGGCUUGUGUUCACUGUGGUCCAAACACCAAGAGAAACAAGGCUUACUCAGCUUGUGUCAGUGACUGUUCGCUGGAUGUGCGGACGAGAGCAGGAGCCCGGCUGCAGUACGACUUCUCUCCUCUGGCCAACGUCACCAGCUUCCACAGCGGGCCUCGCUUCACCAACAAAGGCCUGAGAUAUUUCCAUCUCUUCAGCGUGGGUCUGUGUGGGAAAGAGGGCCGUGUGCCAGCCACAUGUGUGGACAACGUAACAGAGAGUGGGAGAGAGGUCAGAGGUUACGUCUGCCAGUCCACCGUGGUUCCCUCUGAAAUCAGGAGUCAGAGCGUGGUGUCCUCCCAGCCUUUCCUCAUCGGUGACUCACUCAUCGGUGUGACCACUGACACGGCGCUGGCUGGCGUCUCUUCUCCAAAUUGGCUGUUCUCCCCUGCACCCGGCUUGCCAGACGUCAUAUUCUAUUACAAGUCCAGUGAGAAGACUCAGGCUUGUAAACAAGGCAGGUCAGCCACCAUCAGACUGAGAUGUAAUCCCACAGUGACGGCUAAAGACCACAUCACACUGCCCAGUAACUGUUCAGAGGGGACGUGUGAUGGUUGUUCUUUCCACCUUCUGUGGCAGAGCCAGCAUGCAUGUCCACUCUGCACCAAACACCACUACAGAGAGAUUGUCAGCGCUUGUAUCCAGGGAAUACAGAGAACCACCUAUGUGUGGCAGCAGCCGUUGCAGUGCUACGGAGGAGAGUCCCUACCGGUGCAAAAAGUCAGCGCUUGUGUGACCCUGGAUUUCUGGCUCAAGUUUGGUGUUUCCACGGGAACGAUUGCUGCUGUGCUACUCAUCAGUAUCAGCUGCUAUUUCUGGAAGAAGACACGCAAGUUGCAGUAUAAAUACUCCAAGCUGAUGAUGAGCUCUGGGGGUAAAGAGUGUGAACUGCCCACUGCAGACAGCUGUGCAAUAAUGGAGGGAGAGGACGCAGAGGACGAGCUCAUGGACCUCACCAAGAAAUCCUUCUUCACCAAAAUUAAGUCCUUCUCACGGGAGAGGACGUAUGAUGGGUUUGACUCAGUUCCACUAAAGUCUUCGUCUUCACUCCACCAAAGAGAGGAGGAGGACUCUGAUGAUGCUUAAAUCAGAGGAUGAACAGGUCUUUCAUGGUCUUUGUGGAGUCAUAGAAAACAGAGAUGGGCUGUGAAUGCAUUUUAUUUAUUACAAAAGAUAUAGGCUUACUGAGGGAGUUUUGAAAUAAUGCAAGGAGUGACAGUUUUAUUUAGUAGUUUUGGCAUAUGUUAGGUUUCCACACCUAAUAUUGAAAGACAAAGUCUCCAUAUUGGGGAUAUUCUUCACGUAUUUGGGAAUAUUUUCAAAGCCCAUGGUGUAUUUCAAAAGACCACGACAGAGAAAGUUACACUUUUUGUCGAUGUGUGAGACCGUGUACAUUUUACAUGACUGUUACUGUGUAUUUCACUUUUUUCUCUUUUUUGUCUCCUUUGUUUAUUUGUUUUAUUAGCCACGCCAUCUAGUUCAGUUUUAGAACGCUAUUUGGCAAUAUAUUCGCUAUGCUUGAUUUAGUAACCUUUUCUGCUGCACCAAAGUUUAUGAUAUUAUUUUGUUUUACUCUAAAGUAAAGACAUUUUCUACAUCUUUAGGAACUAAGAAUGACCUUAUAUAACUUCACAUUACAUUGAUUUGAGGUGGCUUAAUUCCACUACAUUCCUGCAUGAUGUUUUUACAGUGUAAGAAUUACACUUGAGUUAUGAAAAAGCCAACUUCAGAGAAAAAAAGUGCCUUCCUGAAAGUGAAGAAUAAGUCGCAUGUGUUGUUUUACUCCUAAAGCAAAGUGUCAGAGAAUUCUUUAAGAGCAGCUCCGGAGUGAUCACAUGAUUAAUCAUAUGUGUGAAAAGAGACCCCCUUUGUCCCAUUGUUCAUUCGGUGAUGUUAAAAGCAUAUAUGAUUUUAAUUUCAAGACUAAUUUGUCUAUGCAGACCCUUUGGAAUUUAUAGAUGAAAAAGACAACAACCUAAUACAUUUAUGGUAACUCUGUAUAUUGGGAUGAAAUGAUAGGAAAUUGGCUGAAAACAGGAAAGAAAUUCUGCUGUUGGUACAUAAGAGAAAAAGGAUACUGAGGAGCUCAGAAGCUCUUAAAACCACUGUCUCUAUAUUAAGACCUUUUUAAGUUUUUGGAACUAGACAUUAGAAAAUGGUUUGGUGUCUGUGACUGUAGGACAACUUCUGCCUGAAUUUGAUGAUGUAUUUUCUACUUAAUGCCACUAUAUUGUAUGUUUAUAUGUAUUUCCAUGUGCUUUUGAUUGAAAAAAAAACCUAUAUAAUUGAUUGUUUAAUUAAAAAAUGAAUACAAACUGA
Molecule: messenger RNA, 4257 nt
Organism: Seriola aureovittata
Lineage: Eukaryota; Metazoa; Chordata; Actinopteri; Carangiformes; Carangidae
Gene: elapor1
Product: endosome-lysosome associated apoptosis and autophagy regulator 1
Exons: 22
Coding region: 73-3024 (983 amino acids)
Biological process (GO): autophagosome assembly; positive regulation of vacuole organization
Cellular component (GO): trans-Golgi network; extracellular exosome; late endosome
Source: RefSeq, a predicted model, not a curated record